Lactuca virosa is the source of this 612-nucleotide messenger RNA. NCBI's taxonomy places the organism in Eukaryota, Viridiplantae, Streptophyta, Magnoliopsida, Asterales, Asteraceae. The record is from the annotation of a GenBank genome assembly.
ACAGGAAUUGUAUGAAUCUGGAGCUAGAAAGUUUGGAAUUUUUGCAGCAGGCUAUUCGGGUUGUUGCCCAGGGAUCAUGGCCGAUUAUGGCUUGAACUCUUGCGUCGACUUAGUUAAUAAUGCGGUCAAAUUAUUCAACACCCUGCUUAAUACUACUCUAAAUGAUCUUAACAAUAGAUUCCUUGAUGCAAAGUUCAUCUUGAUCGACGCUCGUUUAGUAUAUCCUAAUGAUUUAAAUGUUACUGAUAAACCAUGCUGUGAAAUUGAGUUAAGAACCACCGGAAAAGGGAGUUGUGUUCCGAAUCAAGUUCCAUGUAGCAACAGGCAAAAUUAUAUAUUUUGGGAUGCUUUUCAUCCCACGGAGAGGGUGAACGAUAUAGAUGGAACAAAGGCAUAUGAAACACUCUAUCCUUUUUAUACUUCAGAAGCUAUAUUACAUUUAACACACAAAGAAGCUGGCUACGAAGUUAGUGAUGCAUGAUAUUAAUGCUGGUUUUAGUCUAACCACCAAAUCUAUUUUGAUUGGUUUUUUAAGUGUAUUAUCGUUUUAUUUAUUUGAAUAUGUGAAUAAAAACCAAGAGAAAUUCAAUGUUUUAAUUGUAAGUUGUGGAA